Molecule: messenger RNA, 1833 nt
Organism: Pichia membranifaciens NRRL Y-2026
Lineage: Eukaryota; Fungi; Ascomycota; Pichiomycetes; Pichiales; Pichiaceae
Exons: 1
Molecular function (GO): ubiquitin binding
Source: RefSeq, a predicted model, not a curated record
GAGCACCAGCAGGCGAUAAACAUUCCUAUCCCUGUAUUCCCCCCUUUCAAGCUUCGGUCUUCAUUAAUUGAUAAAGACCCGGUCAUCUGGGAGUAUCUUUUGGCAGACUAUAUCACGUUGUUUAAGAAGCUACUAGCGUUGACAUUGUAUCACAGCAAACAGAAGAGCACCCAAGUUUUAGCGGCUCCAUAUGUUCUUUCCGUAAACACAGUCAACCAACUCCAUACUUUUUUGCAAUCAUUUCUUCGGGAGUCAUCCUUGGAAUCUACGCAGGUCUUCUCCCUUGGGGCAAUCAAUCCUAACAUCAGAGAAAACCAGCACGUUUUGAAAUUGGCCGUAUUCUCAUACAUCAAAGCAACGAAUUUGGUGAACCUAAAGAUCACAGGAGCUUCCAUAUGGGAGUUUUGCAAGGUCUAUGUCACCAUGGCAGAUAAGUACACCAGCCAAAAAAUCAACCAAACACUGGUGACCAUCCCUGUAAUAAGGAAACUAGUGGAGGGAUCUAUGAAAUCGGUGUAUACAUCUAAAAGCGACGAUGUGAGUCUGAUACGCUCUUUACAAGACUACGUUGGGAAACUCAUUGCCAGUGGGAAAUGGAAACAAGAUGAUUCCGAGGUGCUGUAUCUUCUUCUCGGACAGCGUACCAAGAAGGGUGUUACAGUGGGUUCUAAUGAUGACAGAAAUAAUAGGAGGAAUACGAAAAAUGUGAGGCUUUCAUCAACGUCGAAAAAUGGUAAGACAACGGUUAGCUCAGAGUUUGCCGAAACUUUUGUGAACAAGCAUUGGACUGAAAUCUUAGAAGAGCUCUACGUUGGUGGUACCGGUGUGAACUCCAAAACCUGUGUCCAAAUCAUGGUGUUGAGCUUGUGCUCUUUGCCUAGCUCGAAAAUUUUGAAGCUUUUGAAGGAGAAGCUCGAGAUUGAUGGUCUGGUACGACUGAAACAGUUCCACCCGUUGAUCUCAUGUGUUGUGCUUUCGAAAAAAUUCAACGAGAUGAAUCCAGAUUUGAAAGACAUACUAGCGCCAAUCCUGCUACCGCAACGGAAGAAGAAAGCAGGUCAGAGCAGCAUGGCCAAGGUUUUCGAUGAGGCGAAAAUACGUAAUGUGAGAGACAUGUUCCCACAGCUGACUUCUGGGCAAGCAAAGACAUUGCUACAUCGCAGCAAUGACGAUGUGGAGCGUGCAAUCAACCAUGUGCUAGAGAUGGAUGUCGACGACAUCAACACGAUCGAAGACUAUGACGAGAAGAAGAAAGAAACCAAAGAAAAAGACUCCAAGCCGAAGGGUAAGAAAGCUUCGGGGCCGAAGAAUGUGUUUGAUUUCCAGAUGGACAAGGACAAGGUUGUCACCGUCCAGAUGGGGAAGAAAGAAGUCAGCGACACCAUUGACGACGCUGGUGAGGAGUUGCGGAAGAAGAACCUCGAGCGGGCGCUUGCAAUGCUAUACGAAGCAGACGAAGACGAGCCGGACGACACCUACGUGGAGAACGAGGCAAACGCCGUGCCUAGUCUCGACUACAACGAGGACGGCGGGGAUGGCGCCGUGGUCGGCAACAAGGGUGCCAGUAAGGACAAGGGUGUUAACACCAGGCUCGACAAGCAGCUACUGGACAUUGAGGCCAGGUUGUUUGCAAUAUACUCCUCUUCCCCGGAGCGGUUGGGUAGAGGGGACAGAAACACCCCGUACAGACACCAGUUGCGACGGGAAACGGGCUGGACCGACGAGCAGAUCGAGGGCUGGGCACGUAUUCUCCAAAAGAGUCCAAGCAGGUUCCGCAUGCUGGAGGAGAGACUCGUCUUUGUCGACGGGUCGUUGAACACGUCCGGGAAGAAG